CAGACAUCAAAACACCACUAACGAAAAAUGAUUACAAGCUUUCGUCCAGCUUGUUUCGGACAGGCAGAGUUUACUGAGGAGGAACAUGCUGCUAUACAAGCCGCACUGCGACAGCGGUUGGGUCCAGAGUUCAUUAGCCAGAGGCCUGGGCAAGGAGGUCAAAAAUUAGCAUAUAUUGAAGGAUGGCGACUGGUUAACCGCAAUGAAAUGUUUGGAUUUAAUGGCUGGUCUCACUCUGUUACACAGCAGACAGUUGAUUUUGUUGAUCAUCAUAAUGGCAGAUAUUAUGUGGGGGUUAGUGCAUGUGUUAAAGUACAGUUAAAGUUUUUCCAUGAGGACAUGGGUUAUGGCAAUAGUGAAGGAAUGAAAUCAAAAUCACUGUCACUGGAAAAGGCUAGAAAAGAGGCUGUGACAGAUGGUCUAAAAAGAGCCUUAAAAAGCUUCGGAAAUUCUCUAGGUAAUUGUUUAGGAGACAGAGAAUUUUUAAAAUACCUUGGGAAGACAGGAAAAGUGGCCUCCGUCACAUUUAACGCUGAGGAUCUUAGGCAUUCAGAAGUUGAGAAGAGCGUGACAGAAGCAAGGUAUGAAAGUCUGCGGAAGAGACAAAUGAUUUGCAAGCAGACAGUAAGUGCAGGCAUAAUGGACAGUUCAAAGAUGCACAAUGCUGGGCCUGGCCCCAUCAAGCUCUAACAGUACCUGUAGAAGUGUCAGUCCUUCACCACAGAUAAUUAUCAACAGACAGGUGACAAAGUACCCGAGGGAGGUGUUAGGGAAGGAAACUGUAGCAUUAUCUCCAAUUGUGUCACACGAAGCCAAGCCAAACCAAAGUGAUGGGAACAAUAUAUCACAUGUGCCUGCAGUGUCAUUACCAGUUCAGCAGCAAGAUACACCAUUACCUGCAUUCCCUCAGGAUAGACCAGAUGGGAGGGCUCACUACCGACGCUCUACCGUGGGAACGGUGGAUAGUGAAGGGAUGGUAAAAGCUGUAAAUAAUUCUGAUAGUUUGAAAGCUGAUGGCAAACCAUCUAAUAUGAGCUCUGAGGAAAACGCAAUAAAAUUACAGCGAAAACUGAAGCAGCGAAGAAAGCAGAUUGAAUUUCAGCAAAUCCUUCAACAGAAAUUGAAUUUUGCAGAUCAUUCCAGCAAACCAGACAGUGGCUUCAAGCUGCACCAACCUGACAUAGGGGAUCAUUUGGUCGUUGCUAACCCACCUGCUGCAGGUAUAGGGCCUCCAGCAGCUGCUUCCAGUCCAGUCCCAAAACGUCUUCAGGAAGAGGGUGAUGAAGGACAUAACAACACAGAUGCCAAACAACACACUACCACGAAUCAAGUUCUCAUGGGAGAAAAC
Messenger RNA from Liolophura sinensis, 1348 nucleotides. Its product is annotated as DNA repair protein RAD52 homolog. Gene Ontology annotation, biological process: mitotic recombination; double-strand break repair via single-strand annealing; double-strand break repair via homologous recombination. Lineage: Eukaryota; Metazoa; Mollusca; Polyplacophora; Chitonida; Chitonidae. Gene Ontology annotation, cellular component: nucleus. The record is from RefSeq and is a predicted model, not a curated record.